Messenger RNA from Styela clava, 1693 nucleotides. NCBI's taxonomy places the organism in Eukaryota, Metazoa, Chordata, Ascidiacea, Stolidobranchia, Styelidae. The record is from RefSeq and is a predicted model, not a curated record.
GUCCAUAGGCCGUGAAACGAGACCCCAAAAACGCCUAAAAUGAGUUUUGCACCGCACAUGUGAGAACUAAAUAAAUUCUUUAGUUUCGUAUCAAAAUGAACGUACUGAACGCAUUAUGGCUUGUUACUAACGAAAGGUGUACAGUUCACCAUGACGCAAAAAAUUGAAUACUGUAUAAGGGGAUUCCCCCAAGAUCAAUACCCAGAUCUGCUUAGUCAGACAAUGAUUACAAGCAAUUUGUUUCGAAAAGAACCGAACAGAAGAAUACUUUCAAUACUACGCCCUAUUUCAGAGAAGUACACUCAUUUUGGAUAUCAGCAAGUUCCAGAAGAAGAAAAAGCAGAAAGAGUUCAUGAUGUGUUUGCAAAUGUUGCUAAAUCUUAUGAUGAUAUGAAUGAUGCCAUGAGUUUUGGAUUGCAUAGGAUAUGGAAAGAUGCGUUCAUGAGAUAUCUUAACCCUGGUCAUAAUCUUUCUCUACUAGAUGUAGCUGGUGGUACAGGUGACAUUGCCUUUAGAUUUUUGAAGUACAAUUCUGGAACUGGUUUGCAAAAUUCUAGCAAUCGAAAAGUUACAGUUUGUGAUAUAAAUCAAGCAAUGCUUGACGUCGGGAAGAAGCGAGCAGGAGAUUUGGACAUAGACACGGGAAAGUUGUCUUGGGUUUGUGGUGAUGCUGAGAAAUUGCCAUUUCAAGAUAAUCUUUUUGAUGCAUACACUAUUGCAUUUGGCAUUCGAAACUGUACACAUAUACAGAAGGUACUUGAAGAGGCAUACAGAGUCUUAAAACCUGGUGGACGUUUUCAAUGUUUAGAAUUUAGCCGAGUAAACCAUACAAUACUCCGCAGAUUAUAUGAUGCUUAUUCAUUUCAAGUUAUUCCUGUAAUGGGGGAAGUUAUAGCAGGAGAUUGGAAAUCAUACCAAUAUCUAGUAGAAAGCAUUAGACAGUUUCCAGAUCAGGAAACAUUUGCAGAAGCCAUAAGAAAUAUGGGUUUCAAGUCGGUCGAAUAUUCUAAUAUGACUUUUGGUGCUGUUGCAAUUCAUUCAGGAUUUAAAGUUUGACAUUCGACCAAAUGCUGAUCGCACUGAAGUAUGAUCAUUGUUGUUUCCUAAGACAGGAUGCAAAAAAUGAUGGAAAUGAUUUUGCAGAGGCUGCGUUGACUAAAUGCAUUAAUUCACAGAAAAAUUGAUGAAUUGUGACAGCUAUGCAUUCUUUUUAUAUUUAUAAAUAAAUGCAAGCAAAAAUACUGGCUAUUGUUGCUUGAGAGCAGUGGUUCCCAACCACCGUGCCAGUGUGCUGCGGAAUGAUUUCGGUAUGCCGCGAAGAGAUUUCAUGUUUUAAUUUAUUUCAAGCGAUUCCAAUUGCCCCACUGCUCUUGCUAACAAAAAGAAACGACAAAUUUGAGGAGUCGGUAUUGUUCCAAUUUUGAGUUUUGCAUUAAGCGGACCAACACCGCUUCGUAAAAUUGAAAAUGUGAAACAAGGUAACAAAUUAUUGUGCGAAAUGUUUGUCUUUAACAUAUGUCACGAUAUAAACUCAUAGUUCUCCCAGAAAUAUAAAGCCAAACUUUAACGUUCGCCGUUGUGUAAUAACUGGUUCUUGUAGAAAAGGGCGCUCCCGAAGUAUGUGCACCAAUAUGGCACAUAACCCGGUACACUUACUAUGUUGAGGCUCUGCACCAUCUUGGUGCACAUACUU